Molecule: messenger RNA, 1642 nt
Organism: Linum trigynum
Lineage: Eukaryota; Viridiplantae; Streptophyta; Magnoliopsida; Malpighiales; Linaceae
Source: the annotation of a GenBank genome assembly
ACGAUAAGUCGGUAACAAGAAUAUCACAUUCAUAAGCAAAAAUUGACAUUGGGUUGCUCGCCAAGCUAGGGCAGCUUCGUUACCUUUGGAAUGGAAAGAUGAAAAUGAACAAAAGAAAUUGAAUGUGGAGGAGGGGUAGAUGUAUCUAAAUUUGAAUUUUCUAUUCAUUUGAUACUUUGAAAAAAAUAGAUAAUUUUCUUAUAAAAAUAAAAAAGAAAAUAUAUAAUUUCUUAUUUAAAAAAAAAAAGAUAAUUUCAGUGACCAUAAGGUAAUUCACCCUAGUGUAGGGUUUCGUACCCCAACAGAACGUCACCGUAUUGCUCGGCGGCUAAAAUUGGCGCUUCAGUUCCCGCCGUGGUUUGUGGUUUAGCGGUUACCGCGGUCGAGAGAGACGCAGGAAGAACAAUUCGAGAACUUGGAAGCGAACAGAGUGGAAGCCAUGUUUGGUGCAGUUGGAGCUCGAGGGCUGAGUUGCUUCAGCUUCAGGCAUUUGAUAAUACGUUCUCAAACUACGACUCCGAGAUUUGCUCUUCAGCCGAGCUGUUUCUCGACCUCAACGCCGAAGAAGCGAGUUGGCACUCACAACGGCAGCUUUCACUGCGACGAAGCCCUCGCUUGCUUCAUGAUUCGCCUCGCCGAUAAUUUCUCCGGCGCCGAAAUCGUCCGCACCAGGGACCCUAAGGUGCUGGAAACGCUGGAUGCGGUGGUUGAUGUGGGAGGCGACUCCUACGUACAUCGGUUAUACCUAUCCAUUUACAAGAACUUUGUUGUGGCAGUUGAUGCAGUUGACAAUGGAAUGAAUCAGUUUGACAGUGAUGAGCCUCCUACAUAUGUCAACAAUACAAGCUUAUCGAGCCGAGUUGUGAGGCUGAAUCUGGACUGGACAGAACCUGAUCAGUCUUCUGAGAAAGAGAAUGAAGUGUUUGAAUGUGCUAUGAGGCUUGCUGGUUCUGAAUUUUUAGAGAGUAUUCGCUUCCAUGCAAAGUCUUGGUUGCCAGCUCGAUCAAUUGUGGAGGAGUGUCUUGCUUCAAGAUACCAGGUUGAUGCCAGCGGAGAAAUCAUGGUUAUGAAUAGAUCUUGCCAUUGGAAGCUCCACAUAUUUGACCUUGAGAAAGAGCUUGGGAUGUUUCCGCCCAUCAAGUAUGUUCUUUACAAGGAUGAUAGGACUGAAAAUUGGCGUAUACAAGCGGUAGCUGUGUCACCUGAUGAUUUUCGAAGCAGGAAACCCUUGCCAGUUAACUGGAGAGGUUUGGAAAAUGACAAACUCUCGGAUGUAGUAGGGAUCGCUGGCUGUGCGUUUGUCCAUGCAAGUGGGUUUACUGGUGGAAACCGAAGUUAUGAAGGUGCUCUUGAAAUGGCUAGAGCUUCUUUAAGGGCUUAACAUGACAGGAAUCUUAUUAGGAACCUUUUUGCCGAUGAUUUGUUGGAGAGAGGUACAAUCCUUCAAUUGCACUUGUGUUUUUGGCAAGGAAAUUCUUUGCUUUUUUCCCUGAUUGAAUUAUUUCACGAAGAUCUCCCAUUUCGAACCAGAACAAGCUCUCACGUUUAUUCAUUGUAGAUGUGGCUUCAAGAGCUUUUGCUUUUUCGAAACAUGUUAUACUUGAAUGACAUAUUUCCUAUUCAAGAAAUAUUCCAUCCUUUU